Cydia pomonella (codling moth) is the source of this 8523-nucleotide messenger RNA. RefSeq names its product formin-2-like. Gene Ontology annotation, biological process: actin filament network formation; cortical actin cytoskeleton organization. Gene Ontology annotation, cellular component: cytoskeleton; cytoplasm. The record is from RefSeq and is a predicted model, not a curated record. The transcript is spliced from 10 exons. Gene Ontology annotation, molecular function: actin filament binding. Bases 753 to 4961 code for a protein of 1402 amino acids. Lineage: Eukaryota; Metazoa; Arthropoda; Insecta; Lepidoptera; Tortricidae.
UAUCGUUGUUUAGGUACCUACAACACAAGCCUUAUUGAGCUUACUGUGGGACUCAGUCAAUUUGUGUAAUAAUGUCCUAUAAUAUUUAUUUAUUUACUUGCACAGGCUGGUCUAUCAAAAUCGUUGCCAAGUUAGCUUGUAUUUUAUCUCAACAGUUUGCGUUCAAAAGUAACAACAACAAUUUAAUUGUCCUUAUUUCUUUUUGUUAUGUUAUUAGAGUAGAUCAUGAGUAUUAUAUUCUUUGGAGUAGAUACUCUUGAUGCGUAGUCGAUAAUCUACUUUUGAUGCUGACUGUACGUAUAGUUAGAAAACUUUGUUCCGCGAAAAAUAAAACGAGACACAGCGCGCCACCUAUUGACGUGACAACACAACUUCUUAAACAACAAUGAAUAGAGGGCAGCAGAGAGCUACAAUUAAUAAUGACCAAGUUUUGAAUUUAACUUUAAAUUAGACGUAAGUACAUCAUUAUGUUGUAAAUUAUUUGUGUUUUGAUUCAGUUUUGUCAUUUGACACAAUGGUCUCGUAACGCUCUUUCUACACGCUCCUAAAAUAUUGAUUUACGAAUAAACAUGUCGGCGUCUUAAUUGCGCAUGCUCGCACAAAAGGUUACCAGAGGGCUGUGAAUCUCAAAUCUAAUUAGUUUUUAUUUUUCAUGUAAAUAGUAGCCAAAUGAUAGACCCUAUGUUUAUACAAAAACAACGAAAACCCUCAAACGCGUUCGAAGAGAUCAUUUAGUAAAAAGUGUCACAGAAAUGGGUAAUAUUCAGGGAAACGAAAAACAAAGUAAGACAAGCAAGUCACCAGCGAAAGGGCGGAAUUUUUUGAAAAACAGAAAAUCACCGGGUAGGGACAGCAAGAAACAUGGAAGGAAAAAGAGCGGCGGGAAGCGAGGGGCCGCCGAUACGUUCGAUAAAACGCCCGAUUCCGAUAAUAUUGAAGUGGAAGCGUCAGAUAACGACAUGCUCGAGUGCGCGUCGAAAACGGGAGGGAGCGCGGAGUCGGCGAGUCAGUCGGAGUUAACGGUGUCCAGGUGCGAGGAGCGGUCAGCGACCCGCGCGCCCUCCACGCCCGACUCAGUGCUCACGGACCCGCUGGCGCCGCUCGCCGCCGUCGAAGUCAACCAGUGCUACUACUCGGCCGAGAGCAGCGCACACGACGACGCGCACACGCUCACUCCCAUGCCUCACGACGACGCGACCUCCUUGCUCGACUUAGACAAAGAAGAAAAAUCUGACGUGUUCGAUGACAGUGACAAGAGUGACAAUGUUAUGGGGUUGUCCGGCAGCCGCGGGGAGCGGCUGGAGCGGCUCACGCACGAGUGUGGGCACGAGUUCCGCGAGUUUCGGCUGAAGGCGGCGCCGGCGCAGUCCUCGUUCACGGUGUCGCGGCACCGGAAGGUGGAGCUGCAGCCCGCGCCGCCUGUGCCUGCCGUGCCCGAUGCCGAUCCCGACCCCGCGCUGGCCGUGCUCAAUCAUGAAGAACGUCGAGCAGCGAGCGUGAGCGACGCGCUACCGGAGUCCAACGUGCUUCGGAAGGUCGCCUCGCUCACGCUAGACAAGCAUUCGGAGCCGCGCGUGCAGCGCCCCAACUUCGUGCCAGAGAAGCUCAACUUUCAGCUCUAUGAGAAGUUUGAAGGGCUUAUGCUCCUCAACUGGUUCAUAUCGUCCGUCGCGGAGAACAGUUACUUGAAAAAUCUCCUGACCGCACAAGAUUUGAAGAACCUUGGAACUCAAUACUGCACGCACCUGCUGGCCGCGGGGGUGCUACGCCAGAUUCCAGAUAAGGAUGCGCCCACUGAAAAUAUUUUUAAGCCUAAUUUAAUGUACUACUGGGCCCACAUGGAAACCCCCGUCUCUCAGCCAAUCACCCCUGGCCGCCUGCAUGUCUCCUGGCCAGACAAAGAUGUCUACAGCAUCGCCCAAGAUCACAUCACAAACCUGCGGAAUGAAAAUCACAGAUUCAGCAACCAAAAUAACAAUGACGAAAUAGAUGAUAUCAGUGAAGCAAAAGCGGUCAUAGCGCAGCUCAGAAAUAGACUAAUAGAUUUAGAAUUACAAAUCGAGAAAUUAAAGUUAAGCGCUCAAAUUGAAACAAUCAACAAAAAUUUGGAGAAAUGUUUCGAGUUUCCCGACAAAUUAAGCAAAUCAGUGGACAAAGAGAUACAAACCUCAAUCGAAACACUUCCUGAACCUGUGAUAUCUUUACCUGCUAAUCAAUGUGUAAGAACAAGAGAUAGAUUAGAUUUAAGUACAGUAGCUUGUAAUACUGAACCUAUUAACAAUAUUCAAAGUGAAGGAUCUGAUAGUAUAGAAAAUUAUUGUAAGCUAAAUAAAAUACGAGAUUAUGAAGCACAUAAAGAACCUGACAAUGAAAGACUGGAUAAAAUUGAAGAAAAAAUCAAAGAGACCCCUGAAAAAGCUUUGACAGACUCUCUACACAGCAUAGGAAGCUCAGAAGCUUCGUUCUUUAGUAUUCAUAACAACGAUUUAAUUUCUAGUACACAUGAAUGUUCCUCCGAUAUAGUUAGGAAAGACAGUGAAUCAAAGGCUGCAAUAAACAUUCCAAUUACGGAAGUAUUAUAUAUAAAUAAUGAUAUUCAAGUUAAUACAAUGGCAUCAACAGAAACUAGCAAGUUAUCAUCAGAAAGCACAUGCAUUUCAUCUGAAAGUGUAACUACGAAACUACAAACUGACAAGAAAUCUAAAGAAACAUCGGAACCAAAUGACCUAAAGGCAGAGCCACCUGACAAAACUCAAAAUGUCUCGCCUGAGUCACAUGCUUCGAAACCAACAUCACCGGUGCCAUCAAAAGUAUCUCCUACAAUGGAUAUUUCCGUCUCUAAAGAACCAAUAGCAAGUAGAAUAAACACUCCUUCAAGCAUUCCUUCACCGGGGAUGGUUCCACCGCCUCCACCGAUGCCUGAUUUGGUUUCUAUGCCUCCACCAAUGCCAGAAACUUGCCCUUUACCCCCACCAAUGCCCGCUAUGGGACCACCCCCACCCCCACCAAUGCCUGGUAUGGGACCUCCGCCUCCUCCAAUGCCGGGUAUGGCGCCCCCACCCCCACUGAUGCCCGGUAUGGCGCCCCCACCCCCACAGAUGCCUGGAAUGGUGCCUCCACCACCUCCAAUGCCCGGUAUGGGGCCUCCACCCCCACCGAUGCCCGGUAUGGGGCCUCCACCCCCACCGAUGCCCGGUAUGGGGCCUCCACCCCCACCGAUGCCCGGUAUGGGGCCUCCACCCCCACCGAUGCCCGGUAUGGGGCCUCCACCCCCACCGAUGCCCGGUAUGGGGCCUCCACCCCCACCGAUGCCCGGUAUGGGGCCUCCACCCCCACCGAUGCCCGGUAUGGGGCCUCCACCUCCACCGAUGCCCGGUAUGGGGCCUCCACCCCCACCGAUGCCCGGGAUGGGGCCUCCACCCCCACCGAUGCCCGGCAUGGGGCCCCCUCCGCCGCCGAUGCCCGGCAUGGGCCCCCCUCCGCCCCCGCUGCCGGGCGCGGGCGCGCCGGCCCCGCCCCCCCCGCCGGCCCCGGGCGCGGCGCCGCCGAGCGCGGGCCCGGCGCCGUUCCCCGCCCCGCCUGUAGGCGGCUGGACUAUGCAAAGAGCGACCUUAAGAAAGAUCCCCGUGAAGCCGGCGGCGCCGAUGAAGCCGCUGUACUGGACGCGCAUCCUGGCGCCGGCCGCGGCGCCGGCGGCCGGCGAGGCCCCGCAGGCCCCCAAGCCCCUCUGGCUCGAAAUAGAAGAGACCAACCUGGAUAACAUAGAUGAAUUCGCAGAUCUCUUCUCCAGACAAGUCGUCAAAGCGCCAGUCAAGAAGAAAGUUGAAGUGAAAACGAAAAUUCAGCCGGUUAAGAUAUUGGAGAGUAAGCGCUCGCAGAAUGUGGGGAUUUUGGCGCAGAGUCUGCAUGUCGAGUUUUCGGAGAUAGAGAAUGCUAUAUAUAAUUUUGAUACGUCCGUUGUCAGUUUGGAAGCGUUGCAGCAGAUUUACGAAAUGAGAGCGACCGACGAAGAGCUAUCCCAAAUUAAGCAACACCUGCAAACGAAACCAGACGUGCCACUGGACAAGCCCGAGGCGUUCCUGCACGACCUCAGCAGCAUCCCCAACUUCGCGGAGAGGAUCUCCUGCUUCAUGUUCCAGGCGGAGUUUGAAGAUGCGGUCAGCACUACUAUGCAUAAGUUGGACAACUUGAAGCAUACUUGUGAGUUCCUGAUGACGAGCGAGGCGCUAAAGAGGGUGUUCGCGAUAAUUCUGACGCUAGGCAAUUAUAUGAAUGGCGGCAACGGGCAACGUGGACAGGCCGACGGCUUCGGCCUUGAGAUACUCUCCAAACUUAAGGACGUCAAGUCGAAACGCUCAACAGUGACUUUGCUCCACUUCAUCGUGCGCACGUACAUGCGCGCGGCCGGCGUCGGCAGCCCGCUGCCGGUGCCCGAGCCGGGCGACGUGGCGCGCGCCGCGGCCAUAGACUUCGCCGACGUGGCCGGCUCCCUCGCCGGCCUCACGCGGCAGCUGGCCGCAUGCAAAGAUAAAACCAAGAAAGUUCUUGAAAAAACCGACGCACAACGGAGUCCUGAAGAGAACGAAACAAAACGCAUAGAUGUUUUCGAAGAAAAAAUGGGUACUUUCCUCACCGCCGCCGAGGAAAAAUUGAAAGCCGAGCAUGAAAAUCUUGAAGAAUGUCGGAGCAAAUUCUUUGCGACAGUCAGGUUUUAUCAGUAUACCCCCAAAGUUGGGAAGCUAGAGGACUGUGAGCCGAAGGAGUUCUUUUCGCUGUGGACGAGCUUCUGCAGCGAUUUUAAGGAUAUUUAUAAGAAGGAGGAGCAGAUUGCUAUUAAGGAAAAACUAAAAGAGGCCAAGAAGCAUCAAGAACAGCGAAAAUCUCAAUCUAUCGUGCAACCGAAGAGAGAAGGCGGGUUGAAAGCGCGACUACAGAAGCUAUCUAGCACCACUAGGAAGUAAACAAACUGACAGUUAUGGCAUUUAUUAAGUAUUUCGUUAUGUCGCUACGCGUCACUUUCGUUGGCGUAUUUAGGAAAGAGAUGUAAGUAGCGCAAUCCAAUAGGCGGAUCCACACAGAUCGAGCCGCCUCGCGAGGAAAUUGCCUCGCGAAUCAGCGCGAUAUGUGGGACGUGCCGCGCCCGAGGCAACGCGGCCGAGGCACGUCUACAGAGAGCGAGCUGUUCGCGCGGCAAUUUCCUCGCGAGGCAGUUCGUUCCGUGUGGACCAGCCUAAUAACAAAUCAUGAAGUGAUUUGCCGGGAUGAGGUCUACAAAAGUUUGCCAUUCUUGCCUAUAAUUAUUUAUAUACGAGAUUUAAUUAGCUUCGCGUAUGAGGGCUGUGAAAAUAAUCAUUAUACACUUAUUAGUCUCCCAUGAAACCUGUCUAAGGUCAAUAACUUCUCUCAGAAGCAGCAUUUCAGCUGCGUUUACAUGUAAAACGGCGUUGUCAGGUUUAUUACGCCUGGUGUAACGAAAGUAGUAUCGGCACGUUCGAGGGCAUUAUCGGUACCUAUAAUAUUCUUAUUAGAAAAUAAAUAUUCGCCGACCCCCCAGAAACUUUUGUUAAAAAUCUACUUUUUCAGACUGGAGGAUUAAAAUUUUUGAUAUCGUCAUCAGGCCAACCAUAGAAAAAAUCUUAUUUUUAAUUUGAACCUUCCCAUAUAGUAAAUUGCCAAUGUAUCGUUUGAAAAAGCAAUAAAAUAAAUGAAAUGCUACUUUAUUUGGUUUGGCCGGCUCGUUAAUAUAAGCUGCAAAUGUUUGGUUUUAUAUUUGAAUAUAUGCUUAAACGCUACCCACCGAUGCUAUACUGGGUCGGUAGAGAAUAAAACAUUCAACUCUAAAUUUAAUACGCCAAGGUAGGUUUUUAUUUAGCUGGCAAAUUUUGACCCCUGGGAGUUAGAGGAGUAAAUGGUCUGUGAAUAAAAGGCGAUUAUAUACAUAAGAUGUAUGCAUACUAGAGACACAUGCCUAUCUUUUAUGUACAAAUAAUUUAAUACUAUCAACAAAGAAAUAUAUAACUCCGUAUAAGAUAAAUAAAGUCAAAGAAAAGACUUGCCUCGCAAAAUCAAGAAAAAAAUACGCUCGAAUAGAUGGCGAUAUACCCUUAGCCUAUACUCGAGUAGAUGGCGACACCGUUUGUUAUUUAAUACAUACGUGAAAGAACAUGGGCCAAAUAGCCAUAUGUCAAUCUAAGAGUCUUAGUCCUGUGUCGAAAGAUGGCAGUCAAUUUAGUAGUCUACAAAAUUUACUUUGACAAUACGCCUCUAUACUCAAUUAUCUUUGCUAUCAGAUAUGACGCUCUAAAAAAACCUCACGAGUAUUAAAUUAUUCACUUAUUUUAAGUAUAAAAUACUGGAAUGAUAAUUUUCUAAAUAACUAAUCGAAUUUAAACCUACCUUUUACUAGUAGACAACCGCCGUUUUCUAUAACAUUUAACCAAUACUAGGGAAUAUUACGCGAAACUGCGUAGGAACGCCACUACCACAAUCUGAGGGUCUACCGCUAACACGAAAAUCGAAAUUUCGUUACCUAAACUUUCUCCCAUUCGAGCGAUGAAGAGGCAAAUAACUAAAUUUCGAUUUUCGCGUUUCCCGGUAGGCCCUUUGUUAACAAACCGCCUUGAUGCAUCAAUGUCAUAUUUUAGUAUCUGUGAAAACUUGUCAAAAAACAGUUUAAGGCACAGUAUGUAUAAGUUACUCUUUGGUUUACGAUAGGUGCUAGUGCUGCACUCUGGCGGCAGAAUAUUGCAGUAAUACUCCCUAUUGUGUCAUUUUCAGUUUUUUUAUUGUUAAAAAGUAAACUUAUAAUAAUUAUACAUUCCGUGAAGUCAUGUGAAGUAAAUAAUGUAUUGUGAAUUGUUUUCAUGUUGAUACUGUAAACUAUGGGGAGUUGUGAAGCGUUAUGUAAAUAGUGAGUCUUAUAACUUGUGUAAAUAUAAACAAAGCGCAAAUAUAUAUUACAAAUUAUGGAAUACAAAUAUGACUGCAUUAUUAUAAAUCCAUUUGUAUGCUAAGUGUUGAUUGUGAGUAGGGAAUGUAAACCGGUUUUUAUUUGUAUAAAAUUUCGGUUAAUAACCGGUUUUUACAUGCAAAUAAAAACCGGUUUACAUUACCUAAUUGUGAGUCACGUUGAGAUUUCAAAUUCUUGUUCUAAUUUGAUCAUAGUCAUUGGAAACCAACAGAUAAGCAAUGAUAUUAUAUAAUUUAUUUCAUUAGGACAUUUCCUCGCGCGGCAAACGACAGGCCUCGUGCUCGUGUAACUAUUGCCUCAGCCGACCGGCACCGACACCGAGCUUAGCCAAGGUCGCGCUCUGCCUCGACCGAGGCACGUCUACAUUGGCCGUUAUGUGCGCGAGGAAAUUGCCUCGCGCGUAUGCUCGCUCUGUGUGGACCCGCCUACGCCUAUUACCUACGAAUGAAUCAAUUUUUUUGAUUAAUUUUCGCAUAUUUGUUAUAAGUACUCAUUAAACAUAAGCUUGUCUCUUUCGGUGUGCGGGAGCUCGUCAGCACGUGCACAUGUCUCGUUUGCCUAGACGCGACUAAAAACAACUUGUACAAUUUGUUAACGGUAAGGGCUUUAAUUCUGGAACGCUUAUAACUUACCUGGAGUUAUAAUAUCAUUGCAGAUAAGAUUGUAAAGCUUUUAUCAUAUAUUGUGUCAUUUAUGUCUAAUACCUACUUGUUAGAUGUCUACAAUGACAUAUGAUAAAAGUGAAACCAUCAUAAUUUUCCACACAGGGUUGUAUUACAAACAUGUUUGUUAGAAACAAUUUGAAGGCUUUUAUAAAAUGCUCCAAAGUUUAUGAGAUUAUCCAUUUAUUUCUCUGCCUCUGGUUUUAUUAUUUUUAAAAAGGACGCUUAGCACUAGGAAUUUCGUACACUGACCCUGCCUGCUACCUGCUACUAUAUCGCACACGUAAUUAUAUUGCUAUCCCGCAAGGCAUCAUGGGUUGUCAAUGUCACUGUGAGAGCGGGACAGCAAUAUAAGUAUGUGCGUGCAAUAGAGAUAGCAAUAUGCGGGUCAAUGUACCAAAUUCCUUGUGAUUCCUUUACCAGCAACAUUUUACUUGUAUAAAAUAUUUUCCCUAAUGAAUCAACUUGCAUUAUUGUUUAAUUAAUGAUUACUGAAGAAACUUUGAUAUAACAUUGUCAAACUAUGAUAAUAUAUUCAAAAUAAUAUAGAGACAUUUCAUAUGAAGUAAUCUGUUUUUGUAAUUUUGCUUUAAUAUUGGAAGCGAUUUAAAUUACGGCAUCUAAAGUGAUAAAGUAAAAACUAUAAUUUCUUAUUGACAUUGGCAAUACCAUGUAUACCAUUAUUAUCCGAGCAAAACAGCUUAAUUACCUAAUGCACGGAUUUUGUAAUAUUUUAUUUGUUUUAUAUUGUACCUGAAUAUAUCUUUGAUUGUGUUAAAACAUCUAUAUUUUUUCACAGUGAUUAAAUUGGUGCUGUUAUGAUUAAACUGUAAAUAAUUUGUGUUAGUAAAUAAUACAAGAAAAAAUGGAAAAUACAUUUAUUAACUAUAA